Molecule: messenger RNA, 17381 nt
Organism: Chelonus insularis
Lineage: Eukaryota; Metazoa; Arthropoda; Insecta; Hymenoptera; Braconidae
Gene: kug
Product: kugelei
Exons: 18
Coding region: 486-14870 (4794 amino acids)
Biological process (GO): homophilic cell-cell adhesion
Cellular component (GO): cell-cell junction; plasma membrane
Molecular function (GO): calcium ion binding
Source: RefSeq, a predicted model, not a curated record
UCGUAACCGUUGUAGUUUACUGGGUGACGCGAUGUGUGAGUUGACUUAACCUUCUCGUGGGUGUGUGGUAUUUACUAUUUUAUAUUGUUUAUGAAUACAUAAUUUUGAAUAUUUGGAUAUAUUUAAUGAGAAUAUUAAGCCAAUAGAUAUGCUUGUAUUGUAAGAAUAAUAAUUUAAGUAUACAUAAAAAGUUGAAAGAAAUUCCAAGGAUCUUUCAGAGAUCGACGAACGCGUGUUUGAGAAUCGAGUAUUGUCUUGAAUACUUGAAGUUAAGGGUUCUCAUUUGUAGUGUUUGUGAACAGUGGUUAAAGAAAUUGUGUAGAUUAUUAUAAUUGACGUAUAAGAAAGUGAAUUUUUUUGGAUUACGUUUAUUUUAGAGGACGCCGGAUGGAGCUCCAAAACUCCGGUAAAAGAAACGAAUGAGGGAAGCAAUCAUCAGUAAGCAGACUGGCUGAAUAACGAACGAGAGAGGAUGAGCUAGCAACAUGUGGAGGAUGCAGUACCGUGGCUUGUCCAUCUGGUCAUGGAUGUGGCUGUGGUUGUGGUUUAUUGGGGCUACAUUUGGUUCUGGUGCUUUAGACGAUUACAAUGGUUUGGCAGAUGAGCCAAUCGUUGCAACGCCGAAUCCACACCCAAGCCUAUCAGAAUCGCUGUCAAAUAAUGUAGUCGACGAUUUUCGAUUUACCAAACCUCAGUACAAUGUGUCAAUUCCGGAAAACUCAAUGGGAAAGACGUAUGUUAUGCCCGAAGAGAAAAUGGGUAUUUGGUUGUCAUCAUUACAAGACAAAAAGGCUGAAAUUAAGUAUCGUAUAGUGGGUGGAGAUCGAGACAAGUUUUUCAAGGCCGAAGAACGCAGGGUCGGUGACUUUUGCUUUCUCCUUGUGCGGAUUCGCACCGGCAAUGUGGAUGUUCUCAAUCGUGAGCGUAAAGAUCAUUACAAACUUGAAGUACGGGCGACAUUAACAUGGAGAAAUGGUAGGAACAAAGCAAUUGUCCAGGAGGCGGAAACGAUGGUGAUAGUUACUGUACUCGAUACGAAUGACCUUAACCCGCUGUUUGUUCCGAAUGAAUAUACGGAGACUGUAACAGAGGAUACGCCGUUACACAGAAGCAUCCUUAAAGUAGUAGCUGAGGAUGCCGACUUGGGUAGAAAUGGUGAGAUAUAUUACAGCUUCGCUGAAGAGACUGAGCAAUUUGCAGUGCAUCCGGUCAGCGGGGUCAUCACGCUCAACAGGCCACUCAGGUACGUGGAACGCGCCAUCCACGAGCUAGUAGUUCUGGCUGAGAAUCGAGGUGCCCUCUUCCGUGGGGUCGGCACGAGUCGUGCAAGCACGGCCCGGGUCACUAUCAGGGUCCAACAGGUAAACUUGUACGCGCCUGAGAUAUAUGUGAAUCAUCUUCCGGACAUCGUAGAAAAUUCGAACGCGGAUGUAUACGCGAUUGUACGAGUUGUAGACCGUGACGAAGGGGUCCAUGGUGAAAUAGCAAGUUUAGAUAUCGUAGGAGGUGAUCCGGACGGCCACUUCAGAAUAAGACCAACCCAGAAAACUGGUGAAUAUACUAUCGAAAUUCUCCACCUUCUAGAUCGUGAACGAAGCAAUCAUGGAUACAAUCUCACACUUCGGGCAAUUGAUAAAGGAACACCGCAACGAUUUAGCCACAAAAUAGUUCCAGUCCAUUUAGUUGACACAAACGACAAUGCACCAGUCUUUAGUCGUGAAGUAUAUCAAGUUGAUGUGCCAGAAACAGCGCCUGUCAACACGCCAGUUAUAAAAUUAAAAGUGACAGAUGCUGAUGAGGGUAAAAAUGCUCUUGUGUCUUUAGAAAUAGUUGGGGGCAACGAAGGUGGUGAAUUUUAUGUUAAUGCCAAUACUGGCAUGUUGUAUACAGCUGUACCACUUGAUGCAGAAAGUAAAACAUUAUAUACUUUAACAGUAUCAGCGGUAGAUCAGGGUAAUACAGGCACGAGAAAGCAAUCCUCUGCUAAAGUCAAAAUUAACGUAAUGGAUGCAAACGAUAAUGAUCCCACUUUCGAACAACCGGAGAUGCUGGUUGAAGUGGAUGAGAAUAAGCCUGCUGGAACGAGUGUAAUUAAACUAACUGCUAAGGACAGUGAUUCCGGUGAAAAUGCUUACAUAUCUUACUCCAUUGACAAUAUUGAAGAUAUACCGUUCGAGAUAGAUCCAUUUACUGGACUUGUGAAAACUAAACAACUGUUAGACUAUGAAACAAUGAAGAGAGAAUAUUUAUUGAUAGUGCGUGCUAGUGACUGGGGACUUCCCUAUCGUCGUCAGACAGAAAUGCAUUUAAGAGUUAAGGUGCGUGAUGUCAAUGACAAUAGACCACAAUUUGAGAAAAUCAAUUGUAUAGUUCGUGUACCUCGAUACAUUCCAAUAGGCUCAGAAAUAUUGACAGUAUCAGCGAUCGAUUUAGAUCCAGGCAACAUGAUAAAUUAUCGAAUAGAAUCGACGAAUGAGGAUGCAUGUUUUUCACUUGAUUCCAUUACUGGUGUGCUUUCUAUUGUGUGUGAUCUCACGGAUGUUAGUGUAUCAGAAAUGCAUGUCAAUGUAACUGCAACUGACGGAACACACUUUGCGGAUAUCAAUGUUAUUCACGUGCAACUGGUGAACGCAAAGAGGAACUCGGGCUCUCAAGGGAAGAUACUUGACAAUGAAACUGGGGCUUUUAACUGUCAUGAUACCGGUGUCGCGCGACGACUCACUGAUGCUAUCGAAUUAGCUGAAAGAAACAACCAACGUACUAACAACGAUCGACAUAUAUUGAUGCCCAGACGAUAUGGCAGUAAUGUUCAUACACCAGAAUUUGUUGAUUUUCCUAACGAAAUAAAAGUCAACGAGUCCAUAACAAUUGGUACAACGCUUGUUAAAAUACGUGCUCAAGAUCGAGAUUUGGAUUACAAUGGUAAACUGGUGUUUGGCAUUAGUGGUGGUGAUCGUGAUUCGGUAUUUCAAAUAGGUCAAGAAAAUGGUGAUUUAAAUGUCGUUGGCUAUCUAGAUCGUGAAAGAGAAAGUAACUAUUUUCUUAAUAUUACUGUAUAUGAUUUAGGAAAGCCACAAAAGUCAACUUCCAAAAUGCUACCAAUUACAGUAUUGGAUGUUAAUGAUAAUGCACCCAAGUUUGAAAAGCCAUUAGCAAGUUUCAAAAUAUCUGAAAAUGCUCGAAAUGGCACUGAUGUAUUUCGUGCUUAUGCUACUGAUGUUGAUCUUGGUGAGAAUGCUCGAAUUACGUAUUCAUUAGUGACGGAAACUAAAGAUUUUAUAGUGGAUCCAGUGACUGGUGUGCUAAGUGUUUUUGGCAAGUUAGACCGUGAAAAGCAAGAGGUUUAUGAACUUAAAAUUCGUGCUAGUGAUAAUGGCGGUCAUGGCACUGAAAUCCCACCGCUUUAUUCUGAUGCUUUAGUGCGCGUUACGGUUGAUGAUAUUAACGAUAAUCCACCAUCAUUUCCUCUGCCAAGUUAUUCGGUCAAAGUACGAGAAGAUGUUCCUCUCUGGUGUGUCGUAGCUAUUCUAGAAGCCAACGACCCCGAUGAAGGUUCUGGUGGUGAAAUUGAGUAUUUUUUUUCUGACGCAAUGGACAGUGAAGGCUUCUUUAAAGUAGACCAGAUAUCUGGUACUGUAAGAACUGCUAAGAAUCUUGAUUUCGAGCAACGUCAAGUACAUACAUUGACAAUUGUUGCUAAAGAUCGUGGUGAGCCAUCUUUAUCAUCUGAAACAAUGCUUAUAAUUGAAGUUGUUGAUGUGAAUGAAAAUCUUCAUGCUCCAGUUUUUGGUGAUUAUAUUUUAUCCGCAAGUGUAUCUGAAAAUCAACCAGUUGGAACUUUGGUAACUACUGUGCAUGCAAGAGAUGCAGAUCCAUCAGAGCAAGAUUCAAAAGUUAGCUACAGUAUACGGGGAGGUGAUGGUAUGGGAUUCUUUACUAUAGAUGAUGAAGGAAACGUGCGAACAAAAGCAGUUCUGGAUGUUGAAUCUAAAAAUGGAUAUUGGUUGACUGUAUAUGCACAAGAUCACGGUGUCGUACCACUGAGUUCACAGCUGCAGUUAUAUGUACAAAUUUUGGAUGAGAAUGACAAUACACCAUUGACAGAGUUACCAGUUUACUACCCAUCCAUCAUGGAAAAUUCGCCAGCUGGAGUUAGUGUACUACAAAUCAAAGCAUUUGAUAGCGAUGUUUCUCCUCAGGAACUCACCUUCACCAUCACUAGUGGCAAUCCUGAAGGAUACUUUCUCAUUAAUACAACGACAGGUCUGAUCACUACCAGUGGAAGAAAGCUAGAUCGAGAAAAUCAAGCUGAACAUAUCUUAGAGGUAACUGUGAGGGACAAUGGAAUACCACCUCUGUCAUCAACGACUCGUGUAAUAGUCAAAGUUGAGGACAUCAACGAUCAUGGUCCUGAGUUUGAACAAAAGUUUUAUACUGUUCGUAUUCCAGCCUCUCCAGACAUCGAUAAGCCACUCUUCCAGAAAUCGAGGAACCGCUCUCGGGCAUACGACCUUUCGAGAGAUAGCGAUACGCUGCUCGAGAAUGGAACAUGGGAGACAUAUAGCCCCGACACCUUGUCAGGAGAUCGUGUUUUCAGGGUACUUGCUUAUGACAAAGAUGAGGGUGAGAAUGGAAGAAUUCAGUAUAGCAUCAAAGGUGGACGUGGAAAAGGCAAGUUUCGUAUUCAUCCAACGACAGGAAUGGUCUAUUCUCAAAAAGGUUUUGAAGUUUCUCAAGAGUACGAGAUGAUGAUUCGAGCGUCCGACAAUGGUGAACCACAAAGAAGUCAUCAAACUCGGGUGUCAGUACAAGUGGUAGAGACUCCAAAAAAUUCCAAGUAUCCACCUGUUUUCAAGACAAACAAUCAGACUGCGGCUGUAACUGAAAGCGAUCACGUUGGAUUCCUUGUAGCUCUUGUUCAAGCUACAGACAAAGAUGGAGAUACAUUGUGGUAUGAUAUUGUAGACGGCGACAAGCAUGAUGAGUUUUUCAUUGGUCGAGAUAAUGGAAACGUGCUUCUGGCGAAGAAACUAGAUUGGGAGACGCAAAACUUUUACAAUAUUACUAUCGCCGUCACUGAUGGCGUUUACACAACAACGACACAACUAUUGGUCACUGUGAUUGAUAUCAAUGAUCAUCGGCCUGAGUUUUCAGAGAAUAUAUACAGAGUAGCAAUAUCGGAAAACGUUGACAAGGGUGAGACAGUUUUACAGCUUCAUGCAAGCGAUAAAGACGAAGACAAGAAGGUAUUUUAUAGUCUCCAUGCCGCACAAAGUCAACAAUCGUUGGAGAUAUUCCAUGUAGACUCAAUAACUGGCACAAUUACGUUGAACGAUUACUUGGAUCGUGAAGCAAUCGAGGAGCAUGUACUUACUGUUAUGGUUCGAGAUCAGGGAACUCCAGCCAAAAGAAAUUACGCAAGAGUAAUUGUAACAGUUUAUGACCAUAAUGAUCACGUUCCUGAAUUUACAAACGAAAUGAUUCACGGAAAAGUUUUUGAAACCUCACCAAUUGGUGCGGCUGUUGUAGAAGUGACUGCAAUUGAUCGUGAUAGGGGUGACAAUGCUCGAAUAACGUAUUCCAUUACCUCAGGGAAUGUUGGUAAUGUUUUUACAAUUGAUCCUGACCUCGGAGUCAUACGGAUUGCAAGAGAACUCGAUCUCAGUGUAAUUUCCGAAUACAUUCUUCUUGUAAAGGCUACAGAUCAUGGAUCUCCACCACUAACAAAUACAGUUCCUGUUGAUGUGUUGGUUACUAUGGCAGAUAAUGCACCUCCACGAUUUUCACAACGAGAGCUUGCUGCUGAAAUCUAUGAGAACCAACAAAUUGGAACAUAUGUGAAGCAUGUCGAGGCCAGGAGCACAUCGUCAUUGCAAUUUGAAUUGACCCGAGGCAAUAAAGGAGAUAUGUUCUUUAUCAAUCCGAGUACAGGAGUAAUCACAACAAAGAAUCGAUUAGAUUAUGAAAAAAAUAAAUUUUACAAUCUUACUGUAACUGCUACAAAUAUGGCGGGUGCUUCUGCUAUGUGUAGUGUCAUAGUUCACGUAUUAGAUAAAAAUGAUAAUCCUCCAAAGUUUUUACAGGCAAUUUAUAAUGGAGAAAUAAGUGAAGGUGCAAGUAUUGGCUCCCUAGUAUUAACGAACUCAAGUUCUCCUCUAGUUAUUAAAGCUGAAGACGCUGACUCAGAGUUAAAUGCUUUAUUAAGUUACGACAUCGUUGAAGACUUACCUAGAAAAUUCUUCCACAUUGACUCAAGUACUGGUGCUAUAAGAACGGUUAUGGAACUCGAUCAUGAAACAAUACCUAAUUUUGAAUUUCACGUUAAAGUUUCAGAUCUUGGAAAACCUAAACUGUCGUCAGAAACUACUGCCAAAGUCAUAAUUUCUAUUAUAGAUAUUAAUGAUUGUCCACCCAAGUUUCUGAAAAACCACUACAAUGCUACACUUCUUUUACCUACCUAUAAAAAUAUUAUGAUUGUGAAAGUUGAAGCCAUUGAUCCGGAUAACCCAAAGGGAAUGCCGCUAAGAUAUAAUAUAAUUGAUGGAAAUAAAAAUGACACAUUUGACAUAGAUUCACAAACAGGAAUGAUUACAGUACGUAAUACAGAGUAUAUAUGGAAAUCGUAUCUCCUUGAUGUUCGUGUAUCCGAUGGGAAAUACUCAAGCGUGACUCAAGUCGACGUCAAGGUCGAGGAAUCAGAGAACUCUGGUCUUGUGUUUCAAAAGAGCAUUUACGAAGGCACGAUAAUGGAGAACUCGACAAAAAUAAUGACGGUGGCGGUAGUGAAUGUUCUCGGAAGUGCAUUGAAUGAGCAUAUCAUCUUCAGUAUUCUAAGUCCAACUGAUAUGUUUGAAAUAGGACCAACUUCGGGUGCUAUAAGAACAACUGGAAAACGAUUUGACAGAGAAAUGAAGAGUCAUUAUGAACUUAUUAUUGAAGCUAAAAGUCAUCCUCCAGAUCGUGAAAAACCAAGAGUAGCUCAUGUUAUCGUCAAUGUAACGAUUCUUGACAUCAAUGACAAUUGCCCAAUGUUUGUCAAUCUCCCGUACUAUGCUGUCGUUUCAGUGGAUGCUCAAAAAGGCAGUGUCAUCACAAAGGUUCACGCAGUCGAUAUGGAUAGUGGCGAUAACGGAGAAGUGCGGUACGAAUUGAAGAAAGGGCACGGUGAACUCUUCAGAGUUUCACGAAAAACAGGAGAAAUUUCUCUUAAACAGAAUCUGGAAGGCCACAAUCGUGAAUAUCAGCUAACUAUAGGUGCCUAUGAUGGCGGUCUAACACCAUGUUCUAUCGAAGUUCCAGUCAAUGUCAAAGUGAUUGACCGUUCCAUGCCAUCGUUUGAUAUGCAGUUUUAUACAGCAGAAGUAUUUGAAAACAUCGAGGUUGAUUCUCCUCUGUCACUUUCUAUUCAAGCCAAAUCAGAUUUAGAUCGAAAGCUUAUCUACAGCAUCACCAAAGGCAAUGACUUUGAGGAAUUUGCCCUCAACUUUAAUACGGCCCCUGACAAUAACAAUGGCCCCUGUGCAGUUUAUGUGGUGGAUGAACUGGAUUAUGAGCAGAAAAAACAGUAUGAACUUACUGUGCGAGCAACUGAUAGUGUGUCAGGAGUUUAUGCCGAAGUUCUCGUCAGCAUUCUUGUUAAAGACGUGAAUGAUUGUCCGCCAGAGUUCGAUCAAGAUUCUUACAACAUAUCUGUUUCGGAAGCUGCACCGUUUGGAACUUCAAUAUUGAAAGUUACAACAAGGGAUAAUGAUACUGAAAUAAAUCAAGAAGUUAUAUAUACUAUUCAAAACGAUACUGAGAAUAGUCACGAUCUCUUUCAUAUUGAUCCAGAUGAAGGAAUCAUAUUUCUAAAGAGAUCUCUUGAUCAUGAAAGUCAUGAUUCUCAUCACUUCACUGUAAUUGCAACGGACAAAGGUAUUCCACCGUUGUCAAGCACGGCUCAUGUUUGGGUUACGGUUAUUGACAUGAAUGAUAAUCCACCGAAAUUUGAACAACCAUCAUACACAUGUUCUCUCUCUGAGGAUGCGGAGCGUGGUCAAUUUGUAACAGUUGUGACAGCAAGUGAUCCCGAUUAUGUGGAUGAAAAACUCACAUACACAAUUGUUGGUGGUAACGAUCAACAGACUUAUAGUAUUGAUCAAUCAACAGGAAUUAUAAGCCUUAUAAAUAUGCAAAAUUUUGGUGAGCAGAAGCUUACAAUGUUAAACGUCUCUGUGACUGAUGGGGUUUAUACAAGCUUUACAAGAGUAAAAAUUGAAAUUUUACCAGCCAAUAACCACGAUCCGAAGUUUCCAAAUCCUUUAAUUGAAGUCACCGUAAUGGAAAAUCAAUUACCAGGAAGAUUAGUAACAACAGUUUUGGCAGAAGAUCGAGAUUUUGGUGAAUACGGAAAUAUUGUUUAUUCUAUUCCAUCAGCUUUAAUGCGUGAUAUCUUCGAUAUAAACCGCUCCUCAGGAGAAAUAACAACCCGUAAAAAAUUAGAUAGAGAAUCACAAAAAUUCUACGAAAUUUCUGUGAUGGCAACAGACGAUGGUGGAAGAUCAGGAUUUGUAACUGUACGUGUUAAAGUUGGCAAUGAGAAUGAUAACCCACCAGCUUUCUACUUUCAAGAAUAUAAAAUAUCAGUUUACAGUAAUAUAUCAACAAACAUUCCAUUUACGUGGGUGAAAGCAUAUGAUCUAGACAAUGAAGAAGGUGCAAAGUUAGAAUAUUCCAUUUUAGAACCACCAAACUCUGAAAUAAAAAAUCUUUUCGGUAUAAAUCCGGAGACUGGAGCUGUAUUUAUGCUAAAAAAUGCAGGUCCUUUAGAGAAUCAAUUAUUUGAAUUUUUUAUUCGAGUUUCUGACAAAGGAAUAAAUUCUCAUCAUACUGACGUACCUUUUACGGUAUACUUUAUGAGCCAAAAAGAUAUUCCACCGGUGUUUGAAAGUAAAGAAGAUAAAUUCUUCAUCUCAGAAGCCUCCACUGUAGGUACACCAAUAACAAGAUUGAAAGCAUUCUAUAACGGUACAGUGAAUUAUCGAAUAAUAUCUGCGGGUGACGAUGCAAAAUUAUUCGUAAUCAAUAAACAAGGUCAGAUAAGCUUAGCUAACAGCUUAGAUAGAGAGUUGAAAGAUCAUCACGUAAUUGGCGUUUUAGCUGAAACUGACUCGACACCUCCAUUAACAGCCUUUGCUGAAAUAUCUCUUCAAGUUUUGGACGAGAAUGACCAUGAUCCUAAGUUCGAAAGCCUUCCGUACGUGAUUAGUCUUGCAGAAAACAUAGAGGAAGGUACGUCAAUCCUCAAAGUCAUCGCUCAUGAUGAAGAUCUCAGUAGUAAUGGUGAAGUGAGAUAUUCGUUUGGUUCUGACAUUGGAGAAUUAGCUAAUGUGUUUACUGUUGACGCUUAUACAGGAUGGAUAUCAACAUUGGUGCCUUUAGAUAAAGAAAAACAGCCAGAAUUUAAAUUUCAAAUUGUUGCUACUGAUAACGGAAAUCCUAAACACUUUGCACGAACAUCAGUUCAUGUCAAACUCAAAGAUUAUAACGAUAAUUCUCCAGUUUUUACCAACGAUGAAUACGUUGCAGCUGUCAAAGAAGAUGCUCUUCCAGGUACUGUCGUUGUAAAAUUAGUUUCCAUAGAUAAAGAUAUUGAUUUACAUACUCCUGUAGAGUAUUACAUCACUGGUGGUGAUCUAAGAUCACAGUUUCAAGUUAGAUCUACUGGAGAAGUUUAUGUUGCAAAAGCACUGGAUAGAGAAACUGUUGAUAGAUAUGAACUGAAUGUAAUAGGAACCGAUGGAAAGUUCGUUUUUGAAACGAAAGUUACGGUACAAAUCUUAGAUGUUAAUGAUAAUCCUCCUUAUUGCUUGAGAUAUCGAUAUAGAGAAGUUUUAUCAGAAGGCUCACACCCAGGCACGACUAUUCUAACUGUUCUAGCAACCGAUUAUGACAACGACGCCAACGCUAAGCUACGAUUUUAUUUAACUGACGAUAUGAAUGGUAAUAAUAACGAUAAAUUCUCUUUAGAUCAAAAUACCGGAGUCUUAAAAAUUAUGGGACAGCUCGAUCGAGAAACACAAUCGAAAUAUUCUCUGACAGCUCACGUUCAAGACAUUGACAAAGCAUAUUGGGAGUGUUCCUCACAGUUAGAAAUCAUUGUAUCAGACAUAAAUGACAAUGCACCUAGAUUUACUAUGAUGACAUAUAAUACAGCACUUCCAGAAGACGUGAAAGUGGGAACACUUGUCACUAAAGUUCAUGCAACUGAUAAUGAUAUUGGAAUCAAUCGAAAAGUACGUUAUGAAUUUAUUGAUUCAGCUGAUGGACAUUUUUUGAUUACCGCAGAUAGUGGAAUAGUAACAUUAGCAAAACCUUUAGAUAGAGAAACCAAAGAAGUAUACAAUCUUACAGUAAAAGCACUUGAUCAAGGCGUUCCUCAGCUCUAUAGUACCGCUAAAUUAAUCGUAAACGUUCAAGAUAUCAACGAUAAUCCUCCAGAAUUCACUUCCAAGUCAUACUUCGCAAGUGUUCCUGAGAUAGAUCAAGUGGGAACGGAAAUAGUAAGAGUACUCGCAGAAUCUAAAGACACCGGAAUCAAUGCCAUUGUUUAUUAUUCAAUUGUAGGUGGUAAUGAACAUAAAAAAUUCCAAAUUGACAAUAAUACUGGAAUAAUUUCCAUUGCAGAACAGCUAGAUUACGAGCGAGCGCGUGAUUAUGUUUUAACGAUCCAAGCUGUUGAUGCUGGAAUACCGCCGUUACGUAAUUAUGCUUCAGUAAAUAUCACUGUAACAGACUGUAAUGACAAUGCUCCGAUGUUUAAUCAACUAUCUUAUCGAGCAACAAUACGGGAAGAUGCUAAAAAUGGAGAUUAUGUGGCCCAAGUAUUUGCAAAUGAUCUAGAUAGUAACGAAAGCGGUACAAUUUCAUACUUCAUUGAACGAGGAGACCGGUUAAAACAGUUUCAAAUUGAUGAGAAGACGGGAUUAAUUACUGUAGCAGCGCCUUUAGACCGAGAAACGACAGCUAAUUACGUUCUAGAAGUCCAUGCACGUGAUGGAGGUCAACCUGUGUUAGAAAAUUUUGUUGUUGUCUAUGUAGAAGUUCUGGAUGCUAAUGACAAUCCACCUAUAUUCUCACAGUCUAACUACUCAGCAGUGAUUCAAGAAGAUAAGAAGCUCGGCCAUGUCGUCCUUAAAUUUAUUGUAACUGAUAACGAUAUUGCACCAAACGCUGAGCCUUACACGUUUGAUUUCCGCUCGGGAAAUGAUGGAGAUGCCUUUAGAUUGGAACAGGAUGGCACUCUAAGAACAGCAAUGAAAUUUAAUAGCAGGGUAAAAGAUCAUUAUUUAUUACAUAUUCGAGUAUUUGACAAUGGAAGUCAACCGCUCUUUUCUGAUGCUUGGGUUUCUAUCAAAAUUAUUGAAGAAUCUCAAUAUCCUCCUGUAAUAACGCCUUUAGAGGUGGUUAUUAAUUCAUACAUGGAUGAAUACCCAGGCGGACUAAUUGGAAAAGUUCACGCAAGUGAUAGAGAUCAAUAUGAUACACUUCAUUUUAGUCUCGUUCCAUCACUUCCAAUACCUAACACCGAUUUAUUUGAAAUAGAUCGCGAUAACGGCACUCUUAUUGCACUACCUAAAUUAGACGUUGGAGAAUACAGAUUAAAUGUUAGUGUAACAGAUGGAAAAUUCAAUUCUUAUGCUAUUAUUAAAAUUAGCGUAGAAUUAAUCACAGAGAAAAUGCUGGAAAAUACUGUUAUCGUGAGAUUCCGUGAGGUCAGUCCGGAAGAUUUUAUUCUGAGCCAUAGAAAAGGAUUUAUCAGAACAAUACGUAAUGCUAUGAAUUGUCGAUUAAAGGAUAUUGUAAUCAUUAGUGUACAACCAUCGGCAGAUGACUUGAACGUGAUUAAGUCUCGAGUAACUCGACAAGCCAUUCAUAAUGAUCUCGACCUACUCUUCGCAGUACGUAAGUCUAAUCCACUCUUUGGUACUCCAGGAUUCUACUCAUCAGAAAGUAUUCGUGAGGCUCUCAAUCAACAUAUUGAAGAACUUGAGGAAUCUACUAAGCUUGUAGUGGAAGAAAUUGUUCGAUUAAAGUGCAAUAAAGGUCAUUGUAUCUAUGGAGAUUGUUUAGAUAGGAUAAUUUUAGAUCAAAAUAAAAUUACAGCUGUCGCAACAGACGUCAUGAGUUUCGUUUCUGCUAAAUAUAAACAUCAAAUUGAAUGCUCUUGUAAAGAAGGAUAUGCUGGCAAUCAUUGUGAGAAUGUCGUGAAUGAAUGUGCAAGAGAUCCUUGUCCAUCAUUUAAAGUCUGCAUUCCUGAUUCUUCAGUUCAAGGAUAUUCUUGUCAAUGUCCUGAACAGUUUGCUGGACCUUUGUGUGACAUUGACAUUUCCAAAUGUCAUGAUGAGUCAUGUUAUGUACCUAGAAAUCCGAUAUCUUUCGGAGGAAAGAGUUAUGCUUGUUAUAAAAUAGACAAUGCACAAAUAAGACAAACAAUCGAAGAUCGUUUAAGUCUUUCUCUGAGGAUUAGAACUGUCCAACCAACUGGAAAUCUUAUGUAUGCUGCAGGAAAAGUUGAUUAUAAUAUAUUGGAGAUCGUGAAUGGUGCAGCGCAAUAUAAAUUUGAUUUAGGAAGUGGAGAAGGACUGGUAAGAGUUAGUAGUGUGUAUGUAAGCGAUGGUCAAUGGCACGAAAUUCAACUUGAGCGAGAGAGUAACAAUGCAAGAUUGAUUGUCGACGGUAAACAUAUUGCUCAUGGUUCAGCGCCUGGAAUAAACGACAUCUUAAAUCUACAAUCCGAUGAUCUUUACCUUGGUGCUGAAGUACGUCAACAUCCCUCGAUACUAGGCUUUGAAGAUGUUCAAAGAGGAUUUGUUGGUUGUAUGGAUGACGUUAGAAUCGCGAAAGUUUCCGUUCCUUUACACAUGAGUGGUGCCAGUAAUGUUGUUAUACUGAAGCGCUUUGCUAAUGUAGAAUUCAGUUGUGAUACAGCAACAAUUCUCUCUCCACCUGGAGUAUGUGGCUCUCAACCUUGUCAAAACGGUGGAACAUGCAAAGAAAUCAAUUCAGAUACAUAUGAGUGUCAUUGUCAUGGACGAUUUAAAGGAAUGGUAUGUGAUAUUGAUACUGAUCCAUGUGCUUCAUCACCUUGCCUUUAUGGAGGUCGUUGUAAAGUUCUUCCCGAAGGUGGAGAUUAUUUCUGCGAAUGCGUUGAUCCAAAUUUAACUGGGAAACGUUGUGAAUUUGGAAGAUAUUGUAGUCCAAAUCCUUGUAUUCAUAAUACUUGUGAAGAAGGUAAUAACGGACCGAUUUGCAAGUGUCAAGGAUUUACUGGAGAUCGAUGUGAAACGGAUAUAAAUGAAUGCGAAUCAAACCCUUGCUUCCAUGGUGGAACUUGUGUUAAUGAAGUUGGAUCCUAUAAAUGUAUCUGCCCACCAAAUACGACAGGAAUUAACUGUAUUACUCCGAUUUAUUCAACUCCAAUAAUCUCUGAACACUUCAACAUCACUUGGGAGCAGCUUAUGUGGAUUGGAGUCGCUUUACUUGUUAAUCUCUUUCUCAUUAUAAUUUUUGUUACAUACAAAAAAAUCAGGAAUAAGCGCACAAGAGCUUGUACUAAUAAUAUCAACAAUGAAACAAGAAAACAGAUUGUACUCAAUUCUGCUAGAUCAAAUGAUCAUGAAUUUAAACGCAGUUCAAAACUGAGUAACUUGGAAGUUAUACAGAGAGAACCUCCCCAAUGUCCUCCCAGACCCGCUUCCUAUACCCCAAGUUCGAAUAACGAACCAACAUACGGUACUUCAGCAGCUGUGGCGUUAAACAAUCUUGAUACCCUUCGCAGUUACGGAAGCGCCGGUGAUGAACUCGAAAACUUUCCUCCUGAUUAUUUGAGGAACCUGAACCGCAGUACUCCUGUACCCAAUCCAACCCUUUCUCUUGCUAAUCCUGUGUGUGGAAAUACUACUGGAAGUGAUACGGAUAGCCUGCAUAAAUCAACUUGGCAAGAACAGAUGCAUCUUGCUUCAUUCAUCAGUGAUAAUGCUAAAAUUAAAAAUGACCUGAAACGAGCGAGCCCAGUGGUACCAGAGCUGACCACUGGAGGACUUCUACUAAAUUCAACACGCCGGAUACCUCACGGAGGUGGAAUCUCCAUCGCCUCUUUUACACCUGCAGAAGAUGAUCCACGCAUCGUUGGUGGGUAUCACUGGGACUGCUCAGAUUGGGUCAGGCCAAGUCAGAACCCUCUUCCUAAUAUCACGGAAGUACCUGGUAGCGAAGUUCCGGAUUCGUCGAGCUUCCACAGUAACGAGAGUAACGAAUCAAAUACCCACCAGCUACCGUCCAUGCACGGAGUCAUAGACCCAUCAAGAGAUAUUUCCACUCUUAAUGAGGAUCAAGAAUCUGAGUACAUUGGUGAUUCUGAGUGUGGUACAGAAUUUUCUGAAAAUUAUAACUGUGCAGAAACACAACGAUUAAAUCCUCUAGACAGCGGAGGCGAAGGAGAAUAUAAGUAUAAAGACUCAGAGAGCUACCUCAGGCAUCCGAAUUCAUAUUUGCCUCACUACAAUAUUCAUACAGACACAGAAAAUGAGACAAAUCCGCUCAAUGGCCGCCUUAGCACUUUGGAAUCCGAUGAGGAAGAAGACGAUGUAGUGCCUUACGGUUUUCCGAGCAUUCGACGUAAUAGAUGCAAAGGUGAUGAUGCUGAUGAGAUUGGUUCUGUUAUCACUACUUUAGAGGAAAGAAAUUCCCUCCUUGGAGGUGGUACAAGUAACAGUGAUUUAUCUACCAAUCUCUGUGAAAUCGAUGAUUCGGAAUACGAAGUGAAUGAUCAAAAGAACAACGGACGUCUUUGGCUUUCAGGUAAUGGAAUCACACAAACUUCUGUGUGACAUAUACAAGACUUUAUUCAAAUCUCACAGCAAACGUUCGUGAUGUUUGUGCUUUUUAUUAAACGGCAGCUGUCGUCAAUUCACCAUUUUGUACAUAUAAAUUUUAACAAAUUAUCAACAUUAUUAUUACUACCGAUUGAUUACUAAUUGAAAAACCAUUAAAAUUAUUAAGGCAGCUACAUAACAAGAGACUGACUUCUAAGACAUUCGCGCGACUGUCACUAGUAAAAAUUUUUUUCGAAAAAAUUAAAAAAUAUAAAUGAAAAUCUCCUUUGAUAUAAAAAAAAAAUUCAAUCAAUAUUAAUAAGUACUUAAUUUGCUGUAAUAUCAAUUUUUUACUUGAAUAUUUGAAUUGAUUGCAAUAAUAGAAAUCAUAGUGAUUUAUAUAGUCAAAAUAAGAUUGGAGAUUUUCGGCAGAAAUUCUUUUUAAAUGAUAUUGUAAAUUAUCGCUAUAAUUUCAUGAAGUAACGAUAAUGUUAGACCAAUGACUAUUAUUUAGUAUUUCGUAAGUAAAAUUAAUGAUUCGCAAAAAAUAAACGUAAUACAAUAUAUUCCAAUGAGAGAGAAAGAAAAGAUGAGUAUAAAAUGAGUACUAUUUUCUUUUGUAUUUUUUCAACCGAUAAUUUUACUUUAGUUAAGAAAUCGACAUAUAAUGUAUAAAUGAAAUGAUCAACUACUUAAACGUAUGAGUGUUAAUAUUAAUUUAUAAAUUAAUGAAAAUAGUGACGAAAACGUUAAAUGCCAUAAGAUAAAUAUGGCAGGUAUCCCAGGUAUUGGGUUGAAGCAGUAAAUAUAGAAAUUAGUGAUGCCCAAUCUGUACAAGAAUACAAUAUAAUAGUUGAAGAAUAUGAAAUAUUUUUACUGUGAUGAUAAUAAUGUUUGUACGAUAAUUGAAAUUAUCUAUGUAUCAUAUUAGUAAUUAAAAAUGUUGAAUGAACGACAUUUUAUGUAAUAAGGAAUAAUUGAUAAGUAUAAAUUAAACAAAAAAAAAAAGAAAAAACAAAAAAUAAUGAAAAUACCACACAAUGUGGUUCUUCCUGUAUAUAUAAAUAUAAGUAACAUAAUAACGACAAUGUAAUUCAUUUUCUUCCAUUCAGAUUUUUUAACUGCCAGUCAUGUAUUUCUCUUUAAAACUGACGACAUUUAUCGUCAUUUUCCAACGACGUACUUUUCCAUAAGACUGCUUCAUAUUGCGAAUUAUCUAUUAAACAUUUACACUUUAAUCGUGUACGUCGUAUAUCAUUAAUUUAAAGAACUUGUAAACAAAUCUGAAUAAAUUCAUUUCAGUUAAUUUUCUUUUAUUGAAAUAAAAAAUAAAACACAACUCAUUAUAAAUUUUUCGAAUAUUUUUUUUCAUUUAUAAUCAACAAAGAUAAAUAUAAGUUCAAUACAUUUAUUAUUGAAAUAAGCUAAAAAUAACUUUUUGUGCAGAAAUGAGUGAGAUAAUUAAGAAGAGUAAAAUUUCUGAGGCAAGUUACUCAAUAUUGUUGAAGAGUUUUUUCAACUAACCUAAUUUUUACUUUACAAUAUACGAUAUGAAAAAAAAAAUUAAUUGCGUUUUACUGCCAACUAAUUACAAAAGCCAUACAUGACAAUUAUUUUCUGGAUUAUUUUCAAUAAUAUAAUGGAGAUGAAAAAAUGAUAACUCAUAAUUACACAAUAUCGGUUAUAUUUUUUUUAAUUAAUUGAACUUAUCUAUAAAUAAUUAUUGUUAUAUAAUAAUCAUUAACUGAUUCAUUGAUUACACUGUAAUGGCAGCUUUAAAGGAUCAUUUACAUCCUAUCUCAUUCAACAGACUUGAAAUGACUAUUUAUAUUUUCAUUAUAACAGCAAUUCUUUGUACACUUAUCAUCUAGAUUAUGAAGAGGAUGUAAUAUGAUCACAAAUGGUAUUAAUUUUUUCUAUCAUUAAGCAGGGUGAAUCUUUUUACUAUCAAUAUGGAAUGAAGUAUGUUUAAUGAUAGUAUAGUGAAUGAAAAUGUGGCCAUGCUUCUGAUAUUGAAUUUUUCAUAGGAAGCUACUAGCAUGAAUAAAUGUUUUCUACAUUUGUUCGACAGUAAAAUAAUAACUAUGUGUAAUUUAUUUAGUUAAUUGUAUUAAUUUAAACAUUUAUUUAUGGCAAAAAGUCUUGAAAAAUGUGUUAUUUAUUGGUAUAUUAUCAAUUGAUUUUUUUUUCAUAAAAAAUUAAUUUAAAUUGUUUUGCUAAAUAAUCAUAUGAAUGAUGCUGAAUCAAAGGUAUAUAGGAAAAAUGUUUUUAUAAACUGAGCUUGUUACAUUUCAUCAUUAUAUAAUUAUAAAAUGAUUAAAGUAUUACAGUAAAGUGGCAAAAUGGGUACAAUUUGAAAUAAUUUCUGCUAAUUGUUUUGAAUAGACUCAGAAAUAGAAAACAUAUCGACUCAAAAAAUGGAAAAAUUCAUAAAACAUUUUUGAAGAAUGCAAUGAAUCAUCUUAAGGCUCUAAAUUUAUUUGUAUAAGAUCAAUUUAUUGUAAUAAACAAACAACCUUGCCUAUA